This is a messenger RNA of Populus trichocarpa (black cottonwood), 3874 nucleotides long. RefSeq names its product AP-2 complex subunit alpha-1. Lineage: Eukaryota; Viridiplantae; Streptophyta; Magnoliopsida; Malpighiales; Salicaceae. Gene Ontology annotation, cellular component: AP-2 adaptor complex; membrane coat. The coding region runs from base 367 to 3411 and encodes 1014 amino acids. The transcript is spliced from 27 exons. Gene Ontology annotation, molecular function: clathrin-cargo adaptor activity. The record is from RefSeq and is a predicted model, not a curated record. Gene Ontology annotation, biological process: clathrin-dependent endocytosis; intracellular protein transport.
GCCACCCUUUCUCUCUCUAGAAAAAAGAGGAAGAAUUAAAUUACAGAUGGGACUCGCAGGAGGUUAGGUUAAACUAAAUUAAAUUAAGGUAAAUAAAAGUCGUCCCUCCUCUCCUCAGUCCACCCUUUCUCUCUCUAGAAAAAAAGGAAGGAAAACGCAAAAGAAAAUAAAGUCCCAUCUCUCUCUCGAUCAUCCCGUCAAGUCUCCGUCUCUCUCCCUCGCCAUUCCUGCUCCAAAUUCACACUCAGAUCUCCAUCGUUUUCUCUUAGAUCUAACCGUCAUCGUUCUAUCAAAGAGAGACGAUUUCGAAGAAAAACUGAGAACUAAAAAGAGGAACCCUCUCUAAUUGUUGGAUCUGAGAGGGAAAUGGCGUUAUCAGGCAUGAGAGGUCUCUCUGUCUUUAUAAGCGAUAUUCGAAAUUGUCAAAACAAAGAGCAAGAAAGGCUUCGCGUCGAUAAAGAGCUUGGCAAUAUCCGCACUCGUUUCAAAAGCGAAAAGGGUUUGACUCAUUAUGAAAAGAAGAAAUAUGUUUGGAAAAUGCUUUACAUUCACAUGCUAGGCUAUGAUGUAGAUUUUGGUCACAUGGAAGCUGUUUCCUUAAUAUCUGCGCCGAAGUACCCUGAAAAGCAGGUUGGGUACAUAGUGACAUCAUCUUUGCUAAAUGAGAACCAUGAUUUUCUGAGAUUAGCAAUAAAUACAGUGCGCAAUGAUAUUAUUGGUCGGAAUGAAACUUUUCAGUGCCUGGCUUUGACUAUGGUUGGGAAUAUUGGUGGAAGAGAAUUUGCUGAAUCUUUGGCACCAGAUGUUCAAAAGUUACUCAUUUCUAGUAGCUGCAGGCCGCUUGUGAGAAAGAAGGCUGCAUUAUGUUUGCUGCGCUUGUACAGAAAAAAUCCAGAUGUCGUCAAUAUUGAUGGCUGGGCGGAUCGGAUGGCACAACUGCUAGAUGAACGUGAUCUUGGUGUUUUGACGUCUUCUACGAGCCUUCUUGUUGCUUUAGUGUCAAAUAACCAUGAGGCAUACUGGAGUUGUCUACCAAAGUGUGUUAAGAUAUUGGAGCGACUUGCGAGGAACCAAGAUAUCCCACAAGAAUACACUUAUUAUGGUAUCCCAUCUCCUUGGCUUCAGGUUAAGGCAAUGAGGGCGCUUCAGUACUUUCCAACUAUUGAAGAUCCUAAUGUUAGAAGAUCCUUGUUUGAGGUCUUACAGCGGAUACUAAUGGGAACUGAUGUUGUAAAAAAUGUAAAUAAGAACAAUGCAUCACAUGCUGUUCUCUUUGAAGCCCUUGCUCUUGUAAUGCAUCUUGAUGCUGAAAAGGAGAUGAUGUCUCAGUGUGUUGCCCUUCUUGGCAAGUUUAUUGCUGUACGUGAACCAAAUAUCCGAUAUCUUGGCUUGGAGAAUAUGAGUCGGAUGUUGAUGGUUACAGAUGUGCAAGAUAUCAUUAAAAGACAUCAGGCUCAGAUCAUUACCUCGUUGAAAGAUCCUGACAUCAGUAUCCGUCGACGUGCUCUUGAUUUACUCUAUGGUAUGUGUGAUGUUUCAAAUGCAAAGGACAUAGUGGAAGAGCUGUUGCAGUAUCUUAGCGCAGCAGAUUUUGCAAUGCGUGAGGAGCUGUCUCUUAAAGCUGCCAUUCUUGCCGAAAAGUUUGCUCCUGAUUUGUCUUGGUAUGUGGAUGUGAUACUUCAAUUGAUUGACAAGGCAGGGGAUUUUGUCAGUGAUGAUAUAUGGUUUCGUGUUGUGCAGUUUGUUACAAACAAUGAAGACCUACAGCCUUAUGCAGCAGCAAAAGCCAGAGAGUAUCUUGACAAGCCUGCCAUACAUGAGACCAUGGUCAAGGUCAGUGCAUAUCUCCUUGGAGAAUACAGCCACCUUUUGGCCAGAAGGCCUGGUUGUAGUCCAAAGGAAAUAUUUAGUGUCAUACACGAGAAGCUCCCUACUGUAUCAACUACAACCAUUCCAAUUCUUCUUUCCACAUAUGCUAAGAUCUUAAUGCACACUCAACCUGCGGACCCAGAACUACAAAAAAUUGUCUGGGCAAUAUUUAGCAAAUAUGAGAGUUGCAUUGAUGUUGAGAUACAACAACGAGCAGUUGAGUAUUUUGCAUUAAGUAGGAAGGGUGCAGCUCUAAUGGACAUUUUGGCUGAAAUGCCUAAAUUCCCUGAGCGUCAGUCUGCAUUGUUAAAAAAAGCUGAGGAUGCUGAAGUAGAUUCUGCAGAGCAAAGUGCUAUUAAGUUGCGGGCACAGCAGCAAAUGUCUAAUGCAUUGGUUGUAACAGACCAACGGCCUGCUAAUGGCGCACCUCAAAUUGUUGGCGAGCUUAGUCUAGUAAAAAUUCCCAGCAUGAGUGAUGAUCAUACUUCGGCAGACCAAGGAUUGUCCCAGGCAAAUGGGACUUUGACUACAGUAGAUCCUCAACCUGCUUCAGGAGAUCUCCUAGGUGAUCUCCUGGGUCCACUGGCUAUUGAAGGACCUCCUGGAGCUAUCCAAUCUGAGCCAAAUGCAGUUUCUGGACUGGAAGGGGUUCCAAGUUCAGCGGACUAUGCAGCCAUUGUUCCUGUAGGAGAGCAAACCAAUACUGUUCAGCCAAUUGGAAAUAUCAACGAAAGAUUUUAUGCUUUGUGCUUGAAGGAUAGUGGUGUUUUAUAUGAGGAUCCAAACAUUCAGAUUGGUAUUAAAGCAGAGUGGCGAGCGCAUCAAGGACGUCUUGUCCUUUUCUUGGGAAACAAAAACACUUCUCCACUUGUUUCUGUUCAGGCUCUGAUACUACCCCCUGUCCAUUUAAAAAUAGAGCUCUCCUUAGUACCUGAAACUAUUCCUCCACGGGCACAGGUGCAAUGCCCGCUUGAAUUAAUGAAUCUCCACCCAAGCAGGGAUGUCGCUGUUCUUGACUUCUCUUACAAGUUUGGUACAAACAUGGUCAAUGUCAAGCUUCGGCUUCCAGCUGUUCUAAACAAAUUUCUACAGCCUAUUUCAGUAUCUGCUGAAGAGUUUUUCCCACAAUGGAGAUCACUUUCAGGACCACCACUGAAGCUUCAAGAAGUAGUUAGAGGCGUUAGGCCAUUGCCUCUCAUUGAAAUGACAAAUCUAUUUAACAGUUUGAGGUUGACAGUUUGUCCGGGGCUUGAUCCAAACCCCAACAACCUGGUUGCAAGUACAACUUUCUACUCGGAGAGUACACGGCCCAUGCUUUGCUUGAUAAGAAUUGAAACAGACCCAGCAGAUCUAACGCAAUUGCGGAUGACGGUUGCCUCAGGGGACCCAACACUGACAUUAGAGCUCAAGGAGUUUAUCAAAGAACAAUUAGUUAGUAUUCCUACAGCAUCACGUCCACCUGCACCGGCACCAGCAGCAGCUCAGCCAACCAAUCCGGCAGCUUUGACAGAUCCCGGGGCUCUGCUGGCUGGUUUGCUGUAACAUAGAGGUGAUUGAUGCGUGAAGAUUUGUUCAAUAUACACUUGUAAACUUGAUUUAUACGGUUGGUCCACCCAUCUGUUCUCAAGAGGCGGAUCAGAAAUUCCACGAGCUGGGGCUGGCGGAAUCAAGGGUGAGCUAAUCUGCGAGCAGCUCAAGUAUUCGAAUUGAAUUUCCAUGGGAUGGUCGGGAUUUUGAGAUUCUCUUGCACUAUUGUAAUGUGCUUAGUGAGGUUUUUCUUUCUUUCAUUUCUAAAUAUAUUUUGGGGCGAGGGUUUCUUUGAUUUCUUUUUUCCGUUGAAAAAGUUUUACACUCCUUUCUCUUCCCAGUUUUACUGGAUUGGUCUCUGGAGCACAAAAAUUUGACAGCAUUGUAAGAUAUUUUACAUGAAGUAGAAACAGUUGUAAUAGUUUGUAUCUAAUUCUCAAUGCCUAAUUAUAUUUAUUCAACAAGAGUUAUAAACUGA